Molecule: messenger RNA, 955 nt
Organism: Pelobates fuscus (common spadefoot toad)
Lineage: Eukaryota; Metazoa; Chordata; Amphibia; Anura; Pelobatidae
Gene: TTC9C
Product: tetratricopeptide repeat domain 9C
Exons: 4
Coding region: 135-671 (178 amino acids)
Molecular function (GO): protein binding
Source: RefSeq, a predicted model, not a curated record
AAUACUGGGUGAAGCGAAUGUCAGAAUUGACUUUUAUAAAUAAAGUUAUUGAAGGGAUCUGUCACGUGACGUCCUUGCCAGCUUCAUCUUUCUGCUAUUGGUUUGGAGCUAGCAUGCUGCAGCCUCUCUGAGCUAUGGCUGAAAAGGUUGGGGAAGUUGAAUUGCGCCUCUCACAGGCUAGCUCUUUUAAGUCUCAGGGUAACACAUGUUAUUCAGAGCGCCGUGUGCGGGAAGCAGUCAGUCUCUAUCACCGCGCUCUCCUUCAGCUCCGUGGCCUAGAUCCCAGUCUCCAAUCUCCACUAGCUGGACUGGGGCCUGCUCCUGUCAAACUUACUCCACAACAGAAUGAGGUUUUUCAAGCCUUACAGGCAGAUUGCUAUAACAAUCUGGCAGCUUGUCUCCUGCAGUCUCAGCCACCAAAGUACCAGCGUGUAUUCGAGUGCAGCAAAAAGGUUCUCGAGCUGCAGCCUCAUAAUGUUAAAGCAUUAUACAGGGCUGGGGUUUCUUGCUAUCACCUCAAGGAUUACACCCAAGCACACAGCUAUUUAUCAAAGGCUGCUUCACAAAACCCCAAAGAUACAAACAUUAGACAUUACCUCCAGCUAACAAAUUCAGCCCUAAGUAUAUCCAGAGAAAAAGAGAAAAUGAAGUAUCAAGGCAUGUUUGGAUAACUUUUUUUUUUUGUUUGUUUGUAUUCAUUGAUGCAUUAUUGUUACUAAUGCAAACCAUAAAUAAAUCUGUAUUUUUUUCUUUAAAAUGUGAUUUUGUACAGUUACUGGAAGAUUAAGCUGAUAGAAGAACACAUGAGACCGAUUUGCCAGGAGAUAAAAUGGUAUAGUUCAGAAAUGCUGUGCAUCCAGUAUGUUAAACAGAACCGUGCUGGACUGCAUAUUUCAGAAUAGAAAGGUACAUUUACUAAAACCGGGCAGGGACCAGUCACAGAGUGAGAUCAGAU